Laetiporus sulphureus 93-53 is the source of this 996-nucleotide messenger RNA. RefSeq lists its product as uncharacterized. The record is from RefSeq and is a predicted model, not a curated record. The coding region runs from base 1 to 996 and encodes 331 amino acids. The transcript has 4 exons. NCBI's taxonomy places the organism in Eukaryota, Fungi, Basidiomycota, Agaricomycetes, Polyporales, Laetiporaceae. Gene Ontology annotation, molecular function: metal ion binding.
AUGGCUGACGGCUGCUGCAGUAUCUGUCUCGACGAACUCAAGGAUCCCGUCUCCAUCCCCUGCGGGCAUCUGCACUGCGAGAAAUGUCUCAUCGCGCAUGUCGAAGCAAAUGGUGACGCUAUGAAGGCCUUGUGCCCGACUUGCCGCGCCGAGUUUACAAUUGCGAACCCCGACCUUCGUUUCGUUCCAGCAAAAUACCAUGAAUACAUAAUUCCAAGUGUUCGACGUAUCUUCCUCGACGAGCCCCAAUCUGCCACUCAACUCAAGCAAGCAAACGCCCGUCUCGAAGAACGCGUCAGGGCUCUCGAGCGCGACAAAGCAUUGCUGAUGGAGCGUUGCGAGUCGUCGAUGGCCGCAUCUAAGAGACAUGCCGAAGGAGAGAGAGACGCGCGAAGGGCGAGUGAGAAGCUGAAAGGCGACGUUGUGGACUUGCAGCAGAAGUAUGAAGAGCUGAAGCUGAAGUACAAGACAUUGAAGAGCUCGCAAGCGGCCAGCAGCUCGAGCCUUGCCUCCAAACGAAACAGAAGCCAAGCCGGUCUGGAUAGCCCGAGCUCGGACAGCGACCCCGUGACAUCCCCAUCGCGCCGCUACGUACUCGAAUGGUUUCAGGGAGAGCAAGCGGUACUUGGGUCAAAGCGUGACAGCAGGUCUAUUACCGAGAGACGCACGACCCGCACCGCAAAGCGACCGCGUGUAACGCUCGGCUCGCCCUUCAAAACACCGGUACAGCAGACAAACGAAUCUGCAUCGGGACAAAACGCACCCAAUCCCGAUUCCCCUGAACGGCUCAGGCCUCGUGUUGGUCCCCGGCCUCGCUAUCUGUUUUCAGGCGCAGGUCACCGCCUUCAUAGUGACUUUAACGUUCCUAUCUCGUCUAGUCGCAGAGCAGGGCGGUCAAGCUCAGCUAUUGACGAUCCGUCGGGCUUGCUUGGUGACCCGAGGAUAGACGACCUCGGGAAUGGGAUUGAGUCGGAUCCGACUCUGGCGUAUUUCUGA